Messenger RNA from Orussus abietinus, 2192 nucleotides. It is a transcript of the gene Alg7, whose product is annotated as UDP-N-acetylglucosamine--dolichyl-phosphate N-acetylglucosaminephosphotransferase. The record is from RefSeq and is a predicted model, not a curated record. Gene Ontology annotation, molecular function: UDP-N-acetylglucosamine-dolichyl-phosphate N-acetylglucosaminephosphotransferase activity. The coding region runs from base 143 to 1363 and encodes 406 amino acids. Lineage: Eukaryota; Metazoa; Arthropoda; Insecta; Hymenoptera; Orussidae. Gene Ontology annotation, cellular component: membrane. The transcript is spliced from 8 exons. Gene Ontology annotation, biological process: protein N-linked glycosylation; dolichol-linked oligosaccharide biosynthetic process.
UUUCGAAUAUCAAGAAUGUCGAAGAUGUGUGAGAUACGGCAUCCGUUAGAUUAUGAACGUCUUUUAAAACACAUUGAUAAGCACCACCGAAGUCAAGGUAGUCGGCACAAGUCGGCAGUAGUCGGGGUAUCUAUAAGUUACGAUGGAGGAGAAGGAAUCGGGGAAAUGGGAUAUUGUUAUCCCAAUAUGUAUGAAUAUGAUAAUGUCGAUAGUGGCAUAUUUUUUAACGGUACGCCUAAUUCCCAGAGUGAAAGACACUUUCAUCAAAGCUAACUUAUACGGGAUAGACUUGAAUAAAAGGAGCAGCGAAAAGGUACCAGAGGCACUGGGUGUUAUUAGUGGAUGCACGUUUCUUAUAACAUUGUUUCUUUUUAUUCCAAUACCUUUCGGAGAGUAUUUAUUCCACCAGGUGAAUUUUCCACAUCAUGAGUUCGUUGAUAUGCUAGCAGCGUUACUUUCUAUAUGUUGUAUGCUGUUAUUGGGUUUUGCGGAUGACGUCUUGGAUUUGCAAUGGAGGCAUAAGCUGCUUCUACCUACUAUCGCAUCACUGCCAUUAUUAAUGGUAUACUAUGUUAAUUUCAAUUCUACUAUGAUCAUAGUACCAAAACCGUUGAGGUCGUGGUUUGGAUUUACCAUUGACUUGGGGAUAGUAUACUAUUUAUACAUGGGGAUGCUUGCUGUGUUUUGUACAAAUGCCAUAAACAUUCUCGCUGGUAUUAAUGGACUGGAAGUUGGACAAAGUUUGGUGAUAGCUACAAGCAUAGCUAUAUUUAAUUUCAUCGAGUUAUCUGGUGACCUGUGGAAGGCUCAUCGAUUCUCCCUCUACUUUGUACUGCCAUACAUAAUGACCUCGCUUGCUCUCUUCAGAUAUAAUCGAUACCCUUCGCAAGUGUUCGUAGGGGACACAUUCUGCUAUUUGUCGGGUAUGACAUUUGCCGUGGUCGGCAUCAUUGGCCAUUUUAGCAAGACUGCGAUCCUUUUCUUCAUACCGCAGAUAUUGAACUUCCUGUACAGCGUACCACAAUUAUUCCACCUACUGCCCUGUCCACGUCACAGGAUACCAAAAUACAAUAUGGAAACUGGAAAACUUGAUCCUAGCGUCACAGUUUUCAACAUGGCCGAUUUAAAUCCCGUAGCCAGAUUAAUCAUGUGGAUGUUCAAAAUGUUGCGGUUAGUCAGAUGGCAGGAAAGUAAUGGCGUGGUCACGUGCAAUAAUUUAACGUUAAUCAACUUUUUCUUGAUCCUGAUUGGCCCUACAAAGGAACCUGCUCUCACCAGAAUGCUCAUGUACUUCCAGGUGUUUUGCAGUUUAUUGGCCUUUACUAUAAGGUAUCCUCUUGCCUCCAUAUUUUACGACGUUUGAAAGAAUAAAAAGCAGAGGGUUCCUAAAAAUCCUGGAUUCAUUACGUGGUGCGACAAGUAAAUCGAAUACACCUAAAGCUGCGAUAAAUAAGGCUAAUGUAUCUAAUGCUGUGACUAAUUCAAUAUGUUACAUAGGUUAAUUAUUUUCCUUUACACGGAAAACGUAUACCAAAACUAGCAAGAUAUUAUGGAGCCUAAAUUACGUUUGGAGCCGGUAUAAAUUUGGUAUGAAUUUGAUUGUAUGAUGUGGGAAAAAUAUUUAAAAAACAUAGAACUAUAUGUACAUCUGCAUUUACUAAAGCGCUGUUUUCGUGCGUAUGUAUGAAUAAGUGUACGUAUGAAUGAAUGUAUGUAUGUACGUAUGCAUGUAUGUAUGUGUCACGAACAAAGGUAACGCUUUUUCGGCGGGUUCCGGUUCAUAUUUUGAAAAUCGCCGAUACAUGUCCCUUCUAAAUCGAGGUUGAGAAUGUCAAAAGUUUCAUCGGAUGAAAAAAAUUCCGAUCGCAUGAUCGAGAUUCGGUGAUUGGUUGAAGAAACUCGGCGCAAUUGAGCCACUGCAAAGAGCCGUGUGCGUCUGCACUCGGGAUAUAUCUAGUAUGUUAUUAUUAAGACCCAAAAUCCGUGAAAACCCAUUUUAACUAGAAAUAAUAUGGAGUCUUUCUUAAACCUAGUUCCGAUUAGACAUAACGCCAUGUGACGAAUCACUUUUAUGAAAAUCCGAAUGCUGCACAUUUUGAAGCUGAUUCAAAAUGAUUGAAAUAUACGGUGUAAUUCGAAGAACUGACGAUUCCAAUAAAUGAAGCCAAAAAUCGUGUGAAUUAAACAGUGAA